Molecule: messenger RNA, 2165 nt
Organism: Podarcis muralis (Common wall lizard)
Lineage: Eukaryota; Metazoa; Chordata; Lepidosauria; Squamata; Lacertidae
Gene: AP3M1
Product: adaptor related protein complex 3 subunit mu 1
Biological process (GO): intracellular protein transport; vesicle-mediated transport
Cellular component (GO): clathrin adaptor complex
Source: RefSeq, a predicted model, not a curated record
GGGCUGGCCCCAUCGGAGGGCUUCGCAGCCAUCUUUUUGCCAGCGCUGCUGUUGCUGUGUGGCUUGUGCCGGAUCCUGCUGCUCUAGAGUCAGUUUUCCGCUUGGAGGAAAAUGAUCCACAGUCUGUUUCUUAUAAACUGUUCUGGUGAUAUAUUCUUGGAGAAGCACUGGAAGAGCGUUGUCAGCCAAUCUGUGUGUGAUUAUUUCUUUGAAGCUCAGGAGAGAGCGGCCGAUGUUGAAAAUGUGCCUCCUGUCAUCUCCACGCCUCACCACUACCUCAUCAGCAUCUAUCGGGAUAAAAUAUUUUUUGUGUCUGUCAUACAGACAGAAGUGCCACCACUCUUUGUCAUUGAGUUCCUUCACCGUGUAGCAGACACUUUUCAGGAUUACUUUGGAGAGUGCUCAGAGACUGCAAUUAAAGACAAUGUUGUUAUUGUCUAUGAGCUUCUUGAAGAAAUGCUGGACAAUGGCUUUCCUCUGGCAACAGAAUCCAACAUCCUGAAAGAGCUCAUUAAACCUCCCACGAUCCUGCGCUCCGUUGUCAACUCCAUCACAGGCAGCAGCAAUGUGGGUGAUACUCUUCCAACUGGGCAGCUGUCAAACAUUCCCUGGAGAAGAGCAGGAGUAAAGUACACCAACAAUGAAGCUUACUUCGAUGUGAUUGAAGAAAUAGAUGCCAUUAUAGACAAAUCUGGCUCCACGGUCUUUGCAGAAAUUCAAGGGGUCAUUGAUGCCUGCAUCAAACUCUCGGGGAUGCCUGAUCUUUCACUUUCUUUUAUGAAUCCAAGACUCCUGGAUGAUGUGAGCUUUCACCCCUGUAUCCGAUUCAAGCGCUGGGAGUCGGAAAGAGUGCUCUCCUUCAUUCCCCCAGAUGGAAACUUCAGAUUGAUUUCCUAUCGAGUCAGCUCACAAAAUUUGGUGGCCAUCCCAGUAUACGUGAAGCAUGCGAUUGGCUUCAAGGACAACUCGUCUUCAGGAAGGUUCGAUGUCACAAUUGGGCCCAAACAGAACAUGGGGAAGACGGUGGAAGGAGUCCUCAUGACCGUUCACAUGCCAAAAGCGGUGCUCAACGUGAACCUUACAGCCACACAAGGCAACCACACGUUUGAUCCUGUCACCAAAGUCUUAACAUGGGAUGUUGGCAAAAUCGCCCCGCAGAAGCUGCCCAGCCUUAAAGGGGUGGUGAAUUUGCAGUCUGGAGCGCCCAAGCCAGAAGAAAACCCCAACCUGAAUGUUCAGUUCAAGAUACAGCAGCUGGCUAUUUCAGGGUUAAAAGUAAACCGCCUUGACAUGUACGGAGAAAAGUACAAACCGUUUAAAGGUGUGAAGUACAUCACAAAAGCAGGGAAAUUCCAAGUGCGAACAUGAGACUCAAGAUCCCUGCUUUCUUGGCAGAUCAAUUCUUGGGAUUCCCCCACCCCAGUUGAGGGGAAACAAGAUGACUUGGUGACUCCAGUUACACUAGAUGCCAGUUUUAACAGUUCCUAUUGAUUAGACUCAUUCCCAUGCACUACACCUCUUCAAAUUAAAUCAUAGUUUAAAUAGGUCUUUAUAUAUGGCUUUGAAAUUAACUUUCUGUAACAGUUCCCUUUUGUGGGCUGAUUGGUUAAAUGACUUGUGAUUGCAACUGAGGACUGUCUGCAGAGCCAGCUAACACGUUACACUGCCAAGCAAACUACCAAAGCACAAGAGGAAUGCAGGAACUUUUGGACACACACUUUGGGACAUCGCUGAAGGUAACUGACAUUCUUCUUAUAGCCUGUUGGAAAGAUUAUUAGGGCAUGUCACUUUCUAAAUCCUAUUCAGAAACAAAAGGGAGGGGGGCAGAGGGCACAGUCCUCUGGCCAGAGGGAUCUUCAGUGGUACGAACAAGGCUUCCCCUGCAAUGUUUACAACAUGCUGCCUUUCAAACCUAAACUGUUUUUUGCCUUACAAGCUUGUGCAUUCAGCAGACAAUCUGUAGCCAAUUCUGGAUUUUCUACAGUUUCCUUUACUUUGAAGGUGAAAAAUGUAUGGUAGUGGAGUCUUUGCAUUGUCCCAAUAGGUGCCACCACUUUGGAAAGUUUUUUCCCCCCUCUACGCAAUUUGUUUGUGCCAUGCAAACCUCAAGAGCAGCUUAACAAGGUUGUACUAUUUGUAAUGAAAUAAAAGGGAAUUCAGCUGUA